GCUCUGUAACAAACGGGUGGAAAUCCUGAAUGGAGGAGCUGCUGAUUUCAUUUGCUUGAGAAAAUCGUCCAGAGGAACUCAUAUUUGGCUACUCUGAGCAGUGGAGGGGUGUCCAUGACGUGGCAGGGGGAAAAUAGACAUACGAAACCUCCUGUGUGUACUGCAAACUGUAACCAAGCAAGGGGGAAAUAAUCUCUCUAUAUAUUUUAAUUUCAUGCAAAGGGUUUUAAGCAUCUGUAUUAUAAACUUACUUCUAUGCCUUGUACCCAGUUCAGCAGAAACCAGAGGAGUCCUGUCUGGGGACCCCAUCAUUAUCCGGGAGACCCGCCGCCAGCGGCCUGCCUUCGUUUACCCACAUCCCCCUGGAACGGAUAUCUGUUUGGGGUACCACAGUCUUUCCUAUAGAACUAUGGCCAAAUAUCCAUGAAUGUUUUGCUAAUUCUGGGACUUAACUCCUGGAACCUACCUGCAGGGCUGGAAUUUAGCCCAAAUGCAUAUGAAGAAAUGACAUUUUAAACCAUUUUAAAAAUACCUUAAAGAUUUCCUGUGUAGCAGGAUUUGAUAGGCUUAACAACAUGACAGGUAAGAACUUUCUCUCUUUCUAGUCCCUGAACGCCCCACGCAGGGAAGGCCGAAGCGGAACGGGACCCUGGAGGAAGGAGAGCCAGGGGAGCCUGGGUGCCCUUCGGGGCUCGCAGGCGCUGGGCCCGGCAGCUGCUUUCGAGAGAAGCUCAGCCCUCGCUUCCUGGACGGUGGGGCCAGCGGCUGGGGAAGCUUCUGGGGCGCGCUCGGGGAGGCGGCGCAGCGCUGCACCUGCCCUGCCCCGGACACAGCCCCGGGGCGAGGCGUCCAGGGAGCACCCCAAGUCGAUAUUGGGAUUUUUAAUAAACCAAGGAAUGGGAUUUUAAUUAUUUAAACCCAGUUCCUCUGGGCCAGAUGCUGUUGGGAUGGUCCUAGUCACACAAUAUUAAAGAGACCCAUCACCAAGAGGACGAGAAAAGCGUCCGAGACAAGCGUCCGAGACAUCCGUUGCAAUUACGAAUGAACCAGAGACUUGGUAGCACAGGGCACUGAUUGCUGGUGCCCAACCGGACCCUCCUCCCCUCUCCCCAUUCCUCCCCCCCACCCGAGGCAGGCUCCGGCGGCGGCCGGGACCUCGCGUCCCUGCAUCGUGGCCGGGGCUGCAUUUUUCAUGAGCCCGGGGUGAACAGGUGCGAAGUGCGCUGGGAGCAUCCGGCCGACGGCCGGGAGCGGGGAACAUGGAGAGCGAGCGCGACAUGUACCGCCAGUUCCAGGACUGGUGCCUCAGGACUUACGGGGACUCAGGCAAGACCAAGACGGUGACCCGUAAAAAAUACGAGCGGAUCGUCCAGCUCCUCAACGGCUCCGAGUCGAGCUCCACGGACAACGCCAAAUUUAAAUUCUGGGUCAAAUCGAAGGGCUUCCAGCUGGGCCAGCCGGACGAGGUCCGCGGGGGCGGCGGCUGCGCCAAGCAAGUGCUUUACGUGCCGGUCAAGACCACGGGAGGUAGCAAUAAGAGAAAUUCAGAGAAGCCAAACUGGAUUGGCAAGUCAUACUUACAGAAGUUGUCUCCUUGGAGUCAAAAGGAUGUUAAGGAUGGUGUGGGGGUAGAUGAGAAGCUGUCUUUGCGGCGGGUAGCUGUGGUUGAAGAUUUCUUUGACAUUAUCUAUUCGAUGCAUGUGGAAACAGGGCCAAAUGGAGAACAAAUUCGGAAACAUGCUGGACAAAAGAGAACUUACAAAGCAAUUUCAGAGAGCUAUGCCUUCCUACCAAGAGAAGCGGUGACACGGUUUCUAAUGAGCUGCUCCGAGUGCCAGAAAAGAAUGCAUUUAAACCCAGAUGGAACAGAUCACAAAGAUAAUGGAAAACCUCCCACUUUGGUGACCAGCAUGAUUGAUUACAACAUGCCAAUUACCAUGGCCUAUAUGAAGCACAUGAAACUGCGGCUGCUAAACUCACAGCAAGAUGAGGAUGAAAGUUCAAUAGAAAGUGAUGAAUUUGAUAUGAGUGAUUCAACACGGAUGUCAGCUGUGAACUCUGAUCUUAGCUCCAAUCUUGAGGAAAGAAUGCAAAGUCCUCAGGCUCUUCAUGGCCAGCAAGAUGAUGAUUCUGCUGCAGAGAGCUUUAACGGCAAUGAGACUCUGGGGCACAGUUCAAUUGCUUCCGGGGGAACACACAGCAGGGAGAUGGGCGACUCCAAUGGUGACGGCAAAACUGGGCUGGAGCAGGAGGAGCAGCCCUUGAACCUGAGUGACAGUCCCCUCUCAGCACAGCUGACUUCGGAAUACAGGAUAGAUGACCACAGCAGUAAUGGAAAAAACAAAUAUAAGAAUCUUCUAAUUUCUGACCUCAAGAUGGAACGAGAGGCGAGAGAAAAUGGAAGCAAGUCUCCUGCACACAGCUACUCAAGCUACGACUCUGGAAAAAAUGAGAGCGUAGACCGAGGUGCCGAGGACCUGUCUCUAAACAGGGGCGAUGAGGAUGAAGAUGACCACGACGACCACGACGAUUCCGAGAAAGUGAAUGAGACGGAUGGCGUGGAGGCGGAGCGGCUGAAAGCUUUUAAUAUGUUUGUCAGGCUGUUUGUAGAUGAAAACUUGGACCGAAUGGUCCCAAUCUCUAAGCAGCCCAAAGAAAAGAUCCAGGCUAUCAUUGACUCAUGCAGGCGACAAUUCCCUGAGUAUCAAGAGCGUGCCAGAAAACGUAUACGUACUUACCUCAAGUCCUGCAGGCGGAUGAAAAGAAGUGGUUUUGAGAUGUCUCGACCUAUUCCUUCCCACCUUACUUCAGCAGUUGCAGAGAGUAUCUUGGCUUCAGCCUGUGAGAGUGAGAGCAGAAAUGCUGCCAAGAGGAUGCGUCUGGAUAGACCACAGGAUGAGCGCAGACAUGUAGAUGACGGUAGGACAGUCCUGGUCAAGGAGGGAGAGCGCUGUGAUCUGACGCGUCCUGGCCUGCUGCUGUCAUUGCAGGACGAGUCCGCGCCGGCUGACAAAGCAUGCAAACCAGAGGCGGCGCAGGCCACGUACUCCACGUCCACGGUUCCGGGCUCGCAGGAAGUGUUGUACAUCAACGGAAACGGCACCUACAGUUACCAUAGCUACAGAGGGCUAGGCGGGGGCCUGCUCAACCUGAAUGACGCUUCCAGUAGUGGACCCACGGAUCUCAGCAUGAAGAGGCAGUUGGCAACUAGUUCAGGGUCCUCCAGCAGUUCAAGCUCCAGACCCCAGCUGAGUCCGACUGAAAUCAAUGCUGUGAGACAGCUCGUCGCAGGAUAUCGAGAAUCAGCUGCAUUUUUAUUGCGUUCUGCAGAUGAACUGGAAAAUCUUAUUUUACAACAGAACUGAGUCAAAUGACGAUCCCAUUCACUGAGGUCUAAAUUUGCAGUUUCCACUAAUGACAUUUUGAUUUCCCAGCAGAGAUGCUUCUGGUCUUACUGCACAGUCUUAAGAGAAAUACUUCCAUUAUGCCACAUUGUCCUUGAUCCAUAAAGUGAUGUGUUAAGGUGCUUCAAAGGAACUCUGACCUCUGAAGUACUUUGAGAUACUGUCCUGUGUCCAGCCUACUGCUUUUUGUUUUAGUUUGUCAGCAUAAAUAUCUGGGGCAAAAAAAAGAAAAAAAAAAGAAAAAAGAAAAAAAAAGGCUGUAUAUUCCUAAUUCAAGGAUAAAACAGAAGAAGAUUGUGGUAUAAAAAAAAUAGUUCAAGAUCCAAGUGAAAUAUUAGUGGAAUUUGCUACUGACUUAUUGGACGGAAAACUGCAGUGUCUGGCAAAAAAAAAAAAAAAAAAGCAAAGCCAAAUUUCUUGUUGCUAAAGGAUAUAACAACAUUGAGAAGGAUCUUGUAUUUUAAAAAAAAAUAUAUGUAAUUUUUAUAAAAAGAAAACUUGUUUUUCAUUCAAAAUUGUCAUUUUUACUUUGGUAACUUUUUCAUAGGUCCUAAAAGAAAACUGUUUUGAGAAACUACUGUAAGUACCUUUUCCACAUCCCUUUGCCUUCACCUCUUUCCAAAUUCUUUCUACAAAAAUAACAAUGCUGGAAAACAAAUCCUUGCUACGUUCUUUAAAUCGUCACAUCAGGAACUACUUCCAAGAGAAGCCUGCGUUUCUGCACUCACACUCCUCAUGCCACUCCACAUUGCGGUUUCGCAAUAGAGGUUUUCAUCACAGAAUUUUUUAAUAUUAAAAAAGACGUAUCAUUGAAAAAAAAAAUCACACCUUGGUUCCUUACAGCUGCUCACCCCGGAUUGACGCUGCUGUUUCAGGCGUGCCUCCAGCAGCAACUGGAUGUCGAUGGCUGAAUGUUAAGAGGUUGCAAGUGACAAUCUGAAAAUUUGCACUUGUGUGUAGUUUUUCUUUCUCUCUUUCAGAAAUAGUUUCCAAAAAAGACCAUUACCUCUCCUGAUAGGAUUUGUAUAAUUUACAGUUCUAGGUAACAAUGAUGCAAAGAACUCUCAGUGGACGCAGCUGCAACUUUCAAUGAACUGUCCCCCCUCUCCCCACCCCCCCUCCACACACUUUGCCCUUCUUUCUUAUUUUAUAGUGUUGGAUACACAUGAAUGGUGUUUUCUUUGUGCACUGAGGCAAGCCUAUUUUUUAAAUAUUUAGGGAGAAGUACAUCAGUUUAUGCUUCUUGUACGAUUAUUUUUCUGUUGUUCAGCUUUGGUUGGAUUACAAAUUCUUUGUGCAUUCCUGAAUUUGCCUUAUUUCAUGUAAAACUUAUGUCAUUCAGUUUUUGAUAAUGAGUUUAAGGCAUCAGUGAUAUUUCUUAUGUACUUGUUACAUAUAGUUUUUCAAGUAAUGACUGUGAUUGUGACCAAGUAAUGUGCACUUUUUCUUGUAACUGUGGACAUUGCUAUGCUUUUUCUUCUAGUGUUUCUAGAAUUACUGUUCCUGACAGUUACGUAAACAAAACAAAAAAACAAAAAAACAACUUUUGUGAUACUGUUGGUGAAUAUAAUGUGAAAAUCUUAUUGAAAUAUGAGUAUUUUGGAAAUACAUAGAUGCACAAACAUCUUUUAAGGUGUGGAUUUAGAGUUUGCCUAUUUAAAUGAAAAUUCAAAAAAAUUGAGGGCUGGUAUAAUUUUCUCUGUUUUGUUUGGUUUAAUAAACAGAUUUCUGUGUUAAAA
This is a messenger RNA of Ailuropoda melanoleuca (giant panda), 5143 nucleotides long. RefSeq names its product nucleolar protein 4 (gene NOL4). The transcript has 12 exons. The coding region runs from base 1260 to 3365 and encodes 701 amino acids. NCBI's taxonomy places the organism in Eukaryota, Metazoa, Chordata, Mammalia, Carnivora, Ursidae. The record is from RefSeq and is a predicted model, not a curated record.